CUUUCUACUGUCUCGGUCGUGCAUUUGUCGAUUUUAAUGAAGCUUUAAAAAUUGAGCUGAAUAAUGAAGAUAUGUUAAUUCUUCGUGGAGAAGCUUACUUGAAUUUAGAACUCAGGUCUGCAUCGAAAAAAUCCACUAUAAGUGAUCCAUCAUCCCAAACAUCUCGCAAAAAUAUCAAAA
Molecule: messenger RNA, 180 nt
Organism: Racocetra fulgida
Lineage: Eukaryota; Fungi; Glomeromycota; Glomeromycetes; Diversisporales; Gigasporaceae
Source: the annotation of a GenBank genome assembly